Carassius auratus (goldfish) is the source of this 2433-nucleotide messenger RNA. RefSeq names its product protein FAM180A-like. Bases 90 to 656 code for a protein of 188 amino acids. The transcript is spliced from 3 exons. NCBI's taxonomy places the organism in Eukaryota, Metazoa, Chordata, Actinopteri, Cypriniformes, Cyprinidae. The record is from RefSeq and is a predicted model, not a curated record.
AGAGAAAGAUGGGGCCAGACUCUCUCUCUCUCUCUCUUUCUCUCUUUCUGUGUCUCUCUGUCUCUGAGCUUCUGUUUAUUUACCGCUGAAUGCGACAGUCUCUUGGCCUGACUGAGAAGCAGCGAGAGAAAAGAAGAAACAGCAUGACGGCCCUCUGGAUUCUGUCUGUAUCUGCGCUGAUGUGUCAGAUGUCCGUCACUGCGUCUCUGCACUGGAGGAAAGCUCUGUUCCCAUCAGCCUUCAGAGUGAAGCGAGGGACGCCAGCACUUCUCAACCCCACGUUUCAGAAAUCAGCGGAGGACGCCAGCCUUCUGUUUGAGGUGUUGUGGUCCGGAGGGUACAUGGACGCGGUGAACGGGACGCUCCACAUCUCUGAUCAGGAGCUGGCGUCCAUGAGGAAGCUGGAGGUCCUGGAGGUCCUGUGUGAGGAUGUACUUCCCAGAAGCCUCUCUGAGAUCCAGCGGCUCAGUGCUCAGCUGGAGCUGCGGCGGGGCUCGCUCCGGAUGGAUGACUUUGAGCGCACCGUCCUCACCAUGGUGUUCACCGCUCAACAGCUGCCACACACCAGCCCCGGCCACCAGAGGGAGCUGUGGGCCAACACACUCCUACGACUCUAUAAAGCCAUUAGAGGAGACCUGCGGCCUGCAGAGGACUGACUGACCUGUGCUCCUCAACCGCGGCUAACAGCCAACGUUCAGUCGCUUGAAUAGCAGCCUACAUUCAUUCAAACCUUUCCGUAAUGUUUGCAAAAUGGUCAAAUGCAACAUUCCCUUAAUCUUUUCUCUAACAUUCAUUUAACCAAGAAAAAGUGUUUUUUAAACAUUAAAAAAGGGAAUUUAAGAAUGUUGAGAAAACAUUGACAUAAUGUUUUUAUAACUAAUAUGGAAUGUUAACAAAAUGUAACUUGAACAUAAUUUUGUUGGCCGGGGCUCUGAUCACAGAUAUUAGAGGUAAAACAAUGCCAAAUGCAAAUAAUAAAUGCUGCUCAGCAUAUAAUCAUAUAGAGUCGAAUUAGGAGAUUGCAAUGCAAUUUAUAUUUAUGUUACAUAUUGUUUGUAAAAAUAGAAAUAAAUCACUUGAUUUUAACAUUUGAACUUGAAAAACAAUCUGUAAAAUAAAUAGAUUAAUCAUUUAGAUAGCAACUUUUAAUUCUGUUAUAGUAUGCUUCACAAAUAUGUUGUUAAUUAAAAAAAAAAAAAAAUCAAUACUCAUUCUCAAAAAAAGUACAUUUAUGUCACAUAAUACUUCCCAAAAUAAGCAGAAAAUAAUGUGAAACUAAAUAAAUAUAAAUAUCAUAUUUGAUCUUGAUUUAAAAAUAAAUGAGUAUAAUCAGCAGAUCUAAAAUUAAGGAAUUCUGUGAAACUAUUAUAGUAUUUUUCCACAAACAAGUUGUUAAAAACAAAAUUACAAAUUCUUAAAAUAACAAACAAAACACCCCAUUCUCAAAAAAAGAUGAACAAUACUCCAAAAAAAAGAAAAGAAUAAUACAGUCCAAACUUGCAACAACACUUACAAAUAAUGAUUUCUAUAGGUGAAGAAGGUUCUUUAGAUAAUUAAAAUGUUCUUUGCACUGAGAAGAAAUGGUUCUUUUCAUAAGAACUUUUGAAUAUUCUGAAACAAUUCAAUUUUUUUAUUUAAUGUUAGAAAAAUGGCCAACUGAUACGUUUCAGGAGAAAAAAAAACAUAUCAUGAAAAGUGUAUAAAUAUAAUUUUUGUGGUAUAGUUUUGAGAACAUUUACUUGUGAAAAAUGUUUUUUUUUUUAUUAAUGUUCUCUGAAUGUUCCAAAAGUUGUUUUUUGAAUGUUGCAAACAUUAUGGGAAUGAUACUUUUGAACGUUCCAACAAACGUUCCAAACAAGUAGAACCAUUAAAAAACUAAGAAGAAAUGGUUCUUUUCAUAAGAACUGAUCCCUCAAAGAUGUUUUUCAUCCUGGUUCCAGAAGCAGAACUGGUUUGACUAGACCUCUCUAAUCACAGUGUGGUCAGAUGAAUGUGAGGUGCAUCUUAAGAUCUGUGUUUGCAUGAGUUCACCUUCACUUUGCAUUAACGUGUUGUUGGUGCAGCUGAUGGCACAUUAUCAUUUCUUCUGAGAUAAUGCAUCUCCUGAUAGAUUCAUUAUCACGUCCUUGACCGUGUUUCCUGGUCUUUCACCUGGAAAUAUUCCCAGGGGCACAUCAAAACCUGCUUCACAGCAUCUUCACUGCAUUAAACGAGCCCUUCAUGAGACAAUAAAGGACUGGGGUUUUCAUUUCACCUGUGUUUUAUUGAAGACGAAAUAUUUCAGCAUCUGCCACCUGAGCAAAAGCGUUAAGACACACUUAGAUGAUGAUGAUGAAGAUGAUUAUGAAAAUGAUGAACAAAACCCAAUGGAUCAAACUCAUGUGCGUUCGUCACGUGCCAAUAGCGCCACCUGCAGGCCACCAAUAUAAUGUU